Phyllopteryx taeniolatus (common seadragon) is the source of this 4002-nucleotide messenger RNA. It is a transcript of the gene syt4, whose product is annotated as synaptotagmin IV. Gene Ontology annotation, molecular function: calcium-dependent phospholipid binding; calcium ion binding; SNARE binding. Gene Ontology annotation, biological process: calcium-ion regulated exocytosis; regulation of calcium ion-dependent exocytosis; vesicle fusion. The record is from RefSeq and is a predicted model, not a curated record. Gene Ontology annotation, cellular component: axon; synapse; membrane. NCBI's taxonomy places the organism in Eukaryota, Metazoa, Chordata, Actinopteri, Syngnathiformes, Syngnathidae. The transcript has 5 exons. The coding region runs from base 1335 to 2726 and encodes 463 amino acids.
AGGAGGCAGCAAUGUACAGUGUCACAACUCUUCAGCAGAAAUAUUAGUUGUUCUUUGCGGAGGAUAAAGAAUAUACGAGUAGGAUUUGAUCGGUCUCCAUGUGCCGCUUCACAGUGUGUUCAAAUAUUCGUUGCUGAAAGGGGAAUACCACCGCUCCAUAAUGUAACAAUAAUGUUUCCCGUUAUCAUUGCAAUCAUUUCGAUUUUUAUGAUCAUACAGGUUACGCGCAGCUGAAAGAACAGAUUAGAAUCGCCCUGCUGACAAACGGGCAGCGGCGUGACGACAUGUAGUCGAGCAAAGCAGCGUCAUGUGACGUUAUUGACACAUUCCAGUAAGUGGAAGGGAGACGCAUGACGCAAAACAAAGCACUGUACACAAAUUAAUUCAUAUAAGGAAUAAACCCAAAAACAAGAACAUAGUCGUAGAGACUUUGUAUUUAUAUUAUUUCUGUAGCAUAGAUUUUCAGGCUUUCUACCUAGUACCAACACAAAAUAUGCACGUGAGGUGCAGGUAUUAUUUUUGUCCACUCGGGGUCGCCGUCCUCACGUUCUACACUGUCGUGUCUGUGACUUGAAAUGUUUGUGGCUUUAAAAGGCGGGUCCCGGCCUGUCGAGUGACGGAACGAGAGCGUCGGCUAUUAACUGGCUCGCCGUUAACCGGCAACGGUCCACGUGGAAAAAACGAUCAACACAAAAUAUCGCGAGAUAUCGAAAAGUCGAUAUGUGUAAGCUGACGCGAACUGUUUGGAAUUUCCAUGAAUGGCUGAAGGCUGCUUUCUACUUGGUGAACGCCAGAAGUCAGCAAGGAAGGUGUCAUAAAAUUGGACCUUGCGUUGUCUCCGUCAGUGUUUCCCAACCUUGAGUCAGCCUCAGAAUAUACUUUCACAAAGAAAAUGUGUCAUGAAAAUCGUGUGGAGGAGCAUUUCAUUGUUCAGUUUGUCACUGUCGGUCACAGGCACAGAGAGAUGAACACAAAUACAUAAAUUGGACUAAAUCGAUCAUUUUGGGGCCGGCGUACGCGCAGUCACAAGACGACAGAAGCAAAGAAGCCCGAGACGACACGCAGCCUUCGUCAGCACUGCGUCAGCACGCCCAUGAGCUCAUGCUGAUGGAGGGAGGAGGGAUGACGAGGAUGAGGGGAGGAGGAAGGGCGCGGUGUGGCGCGCGCACACACACACACACACACGCAGAGGACAGGAGCAGCAGAGCAGCGAGAGCAGAACAAAACAACAACCUCCUUCAUCCUGCUUUGAAUUAUUGCCUCCUCGUCCGAAUUCCUUAUUUUGAGGAAUCCGCUUCCAAGGAAAACGGGAUUCAGCACCUCGGAUAGCGACCAUGGCGCCCGUGACGCUGGAGGAUGGAGCCCAGCCCGCGGUGGUCCCGGCAGGUGUUGCGGCGGUGAGCGUCUUCGGCCUGAUCUUCGCCGUGUCGGCCUUUUCGUGGAUCUGCUGCCAGCGCAAAAACACCAAAAGCCAGAAGACGCCCCCGUACAAGUUUGUGCACAUGCUCAAAGGUGUCGACAUCUAUCCGGAAAGCCUCAGCGGCAAGAAGAAGUUUGCCUCCGCCGCCGUGGCAACCGAUCAAGCCGAUAAAACGGACGUUAAUGGCAACUGCCACGCCGCCGCGACGCCCGCGGCCGCUCCCGAGCUGGCGUCGAGUCCCGGCGGCUCCAGACCGGCCCUCCAUCUGGACCUGGAACAACGGGACCUCAACGGCAACUUCCCCACCAAACCCUUUCACCACCACAAGGUGCGCAGCUCGCCCGACUUGGAGCUGCCCUCGCCGCACGCCGGCUUCGCCCAGCCCGGCGCGACGGAGCGCCGGGACCUCCCCUCGCCGUCCGCCGCCAUCUCCGGCCAGGCCCCGACCCCGGCUGCGGACGAGAGGGAGGGGAGGCUCGGCACGCUCCACUUUGCCUUGGAGUACCGACCGGAGAAGAAGGCCUUCAUCGUCCACAUUAAGGAAGCCCACGGCCUGAGCCCGACCGAUGAGCAGUCCCUGACGUCGGACCCCUACAUCAAGCUCACCCUGCUCCCGGAGAAGAAGCACCGGGUGAAGACCAGGGUCCUGAGGAAGACUCUGGACCCGACCUUCGACGAAACCUUCAGCUUCUACGCAAUUCCGCUGGCCAGAGUGUCGGAGCUGGCUCUCCAGUUCACGGUGCUCAGCUUUGACAGAUUCUCCCGGAAUGAGAUCAUCGGCGAGAUCCUCGUCCCGCUGUCGGGGAUCGACUUGUCCGAAGGCCGCGUGCCGAUGAGCCGGGAGAUCAUCAAGAAGAACGUCAAGAAGUCGUCGGGCCGAGGCGAGCUCCUGCUCUCCUUGUGUUACCAGUCCGCCACCAACACGCUGACCGUGGUGGUCCUCAAGGCCCGCCACCUGCCCAGCAACGACGACAGCGGACCCACAGAUCCGUAUGUGAAAGUCAAUCUGUAUCACGGGACGAAGCGCGUGUGCAAGAAGAAGACCCACGUGAAGAAGUGCGCCCCCAACCCCGUCUUCAACGAGCUCUUCACCUUUGACCUGCCCUCCGACGAGGGCCUGAGAAACACCAGCGUGGAGCUGCUGCUGAUGGACUCGGACGCGGGCGACUCCCGCUGCCCGAAGCCGGUCCUCAGGCGGCUGCUGAUGGGCACGACGGCGGCGGGCACCGCCGGCGAGCACUGGCGGGAGAUCUGCGAGCACCCACGCCGCCAGAUCGCCAAGUGGCACGCCAUGUCUGAGGAUUAAGACGGCGGCAUGCGUGUCGGAUGUCCCGUCCGGUUCAAACGACGGAGCGACUGAACGGAGAAGGCGCGAUUCGGGGUCCGGCUAGCCAUCGGACGAUCGGGGAGGGAGGGACGUGAUGUCAUCAACCAACCGACCGAUCAAUCAAUCAAUCAAUCAAUCAAUCAAUCAAUCAAUCGCUCGCUCAUCUUGGAAGUUACAGCGCUGUCGUUGACUAACAAGGCAAAACCAGAAGCGCGUACACGCUACAUUGGCCAAAGUAUUCGCUUAGCUGCCGUCUGCGGUCGGCCGGAAUCUUCGUAUCUCCAAAAUCGUUACUUUGCCAAAUGACUGCAAACGACUGCUGUCGUCGUCGUCGUCGUCGUCGUCAUCGUCGUCAACCAUUCAUUUUUAUCACGACGGGCUAACUCAAAUAUGGCCAAGCUCACUUUUUUCCACUCACGUUUUAUUGAGUUUUUAUAUCUGUAUGUAUUUAUUCUCUGCAUUUUUGCUGUUGUUGUGACGUUCUUGUUUUUAUUUUUCUUUGUAAGGUGACCUCGGACCCUCAGAAAGGCGCCUGUACAUAAAAAGUAUCAUUCUUCUUAUUAUUUUUACUACUGCUAUUAUUAUUUUCCGAGCUUAUUGUCGACAAAACAUCCAGACUUUCCACGCGCGACAUUAGGAGGCGGAGUUUUAGUUCAAGAGUUCAUAGAUUUGUUCUCAAGCGGUUUUUCAAAUGAAAGCGCUUCGUAAUGCAUACAAAUAACAGACCGAUCGAUUUGUAAAAAAUAGGAUUGGGACGAGACUCGGAGAUACGAGGUUUCCGCUCAACAGCGAUGACAUCCCAGUCUUAAUCCACGGGGUUCAAUUGGACAAAGUAUCCCAAACGAUGUGAAGAAUUUGAUCGACGCGCUCCUAAAUCUUGUGGAUAUCCUUCCCAGAAGAUGUGCUGGGCCGCCCUCAUAUCCAACCUUGUGGAUGAGGAAUAGGAUGUCACGUCGAUCGGCAAUCCAGUCAAGGCAGGCGAGCGAAUAUUUUUGCAAUCCCUUGGAGCUUCAAAUGAGCUCAAAGACUGUCGCCGGGUUACGUCCGUCAGGUUGUCAUGGUAACCCGGUGCUUCAAGGUCUCUUCGUCUCUUCCUCUUUAAAUUGACCUCUGCCUUCUGACCAAAACCCGAAAAACAGCUGAAAAUUUGACAUUUAUUCAUUGGAAUGAACACAUUUGUAGAUUUCAUUUAGAUUUCUUUUUUUUUUUUUACUCCUCUGGGUGGACUUGUGGAACAUGUUUUUGAAGUGCUAUU